UCUCUCCCAAUACAAAAGUGCAAGUAAUUCCAUUUACCAACUUGUUUCAAAGGAUAUGGAGAGGGUUUUUUUGAAGAUGCUUUUCCUGGCCAUCCUCCUUGUCUCUGUGUCUGGUUUGCAAGUUUCUAGCAUGUCGGGAAUUAAAGCACAAGCCCGACAGAAAGAGUACUAUCCUGCUGGCGGCAAACAGUGCUCCGUUGACAAAGAUUGCAUCAAAUUAUGUCCUCCUAAUUGGGCCUAUGGAUGCGUUGAGGGUUCUUGUGUAUGUGCUUGUAGCAACCAUUGCUCCUAGUUCCUAUGUUGUAAUGGAUUAAGGUUUAACUUAGUAAACCUUAUAAGAAUUGAGUUAAAUAAAGAUCUAACCAAU
Messenger RNA from Camellia sinensis, 367 nucleotides. Lineage: Eukaryota; Viridiplantae; Streptophyta; Magnoliopsida; Ericales; Theaceae. The record is from RefSeq and is a predicted model, not a curated record.